This is a messenger RNA of Limulus polyphemus (Atlantic horseshoe crab), 622 nucleotides long. It is a transcript of the gene RpS27A, whose product is annotated as ubiquitin-40S ribosomal protein S27a. The transcript has 5 exons. The coding region runs from base 103 to 573 and encodes 156 amino acids. The record is from RefSeq and is a predicted model, not a curated record. Gene Ontology annotation, molecular function: structural constituent of ribosome; protein tag activity; ubiquitin protein ligase binding. Lineage: Eukaryota; Metazoa; Arthropoda; Merostomata; Xiphosura; Limulidae. Gene Ontology annotation, cellular component: nucleus; cytoplasm; ribosome. Gene Ontology annotation, biological process: translation; protein ubiquitination; modification-dependent protein catabolic process.
ACAUUUUAGUAUAAUUUGUUGGAAGUAAGCGUGUGCUGAAACUUAAAAGUUCUCUUUUACGUAGUUAAGUCUGGUGGAGAGGGAGAGCUUCCACUAGGGAAAAUGCAGAUUUUUGUAAAAACAUUAACGGGGAAAACUAUCACCCUUGAGGUAGAACCCAGUGAUACCAUAGAGAAUGUGAAAGCAAAGAUCCAGGAUAAGGAAGGUAUUCCUCCUGACCAGCAGAGACUGAUCUUUGCUGGAAAGCAGCUGGAAGAUGGCCGAACUCUGUCUGAUUACAACAUCCAGAAGGAAUCUACUCUUCACUUAGUUCUAAGAUUAAGAGGUGGUGGCAAGAAACGCAAGAAGAAGAACUACACCACUCCCAAGAAAACCAAACAUAAGAAGAAGAAGGUGAAACUUGCUGUGUUAAAGUUUUAUAAGGUGGAUGAAAAUGGGAAGAUCACUCGGCUGAGACGUGAAUGUGACAAUGAAGAGUGUGGAGCGGGUGUGUUCAUGGCUUCUCACUUUGAUAGGCAGUAUUGUGGCAAAUGCUGCCUGACCUACGUUUAUAACAAACCAGAAGACAAGUAACCUUGUUUGAAUGUAAACUUUCCAGGAAAAUAAAGUAUAUGUAUUUGAU